UAAAUCAUUUCAUAGCAGUUAAGUUUUAUUGAUCAGUGACCAUGUGCUUUAUGCAGACUGUCUCAUUUUAAUCCCCAAGCAUCUGUGUGAAGGCAGGGUUAUUCCCCCAUCUUCCAGAUGAGGAAACUGAGGCCCAGGCAGUUAAGUCACUGGCCCAAGAUUUGCUGUACCAGUCAAUGCUGGAGCUGACAUUGUCCCAAGCCGUCUGGCUCAGGGCCCUCCCUAAACUUCUGUGCGGUCCUGACUCCCGGGAAACCACUCCAGAACUCUUGAUGAUGCGUACGUUAAUUGGGAAAACAAUCCGUGUGCCUUCCCCUCAAGGAACAUGGUGGUGGCUUUGAAGGAACUGUCCAUCCGGGGUGACUUCAGGACCACCGUGGAAUAUCUCACCAAUCUCCUGGAGACCGAGAGCUUCCAGAACAACGACAUUGACACCAGCUGGUUGGAUAAUCUCAUCGCCGAGAAAGUGCAGGCCGAGAAGCCGGAUAUCAUGCUCGGGGUGGUGUGCGGAGCCUUGAACGUGGCCGACUCGAUGUUCAGGACCUGCAUGACAGAUUUCUUACACUCGCUGGAAAGGGGCCAGGUCCUCCCCGCAGACUCUCUGCUGAACAUUGUGGAUGUAGAAUUAAUCUAUGGAGGCGUUAAGUACAUCCUCAAGGUGGCCCGGCAGUCUCCAACCAUGUUCGUCCUGAUCAUGAAUGGCUGUCACAUCGAGAUCGACGCCCACCGGCUGAACGACGGGGGGCUGCUGCUGUCCUACAGUGGCAGCAGCUACACCACGUACCUGAAGGAGGAGGUCGACAGUUACCGAAUCACCAUCGGCAACAAGACGUGUGUGUUUGAGAAGGAGAAUGAUCCCACGGUCCUGAGAGCCCCUUCGGCGGGGAAGCUGAUACAGUACUUGGUGGAGGACGGGGGCCACAUCGAGGCUGGGGGCAGCUAUGCUGAGAUAGAGGUGAUGAAGAUGAUCACGACCCUGAAUGUGCAGGAGAGUGGCCGGGUGAAGUAUGUCAAGCGCCCAGGGGCUGUGUUGGAAGCAGGCUGUGUGGUGGCCAGGCUGGAGCUCGACGACCCUUCUAAAGUGCACCCGGCUGAGCCAUUCACGGGAGAGCUCCCCUCCCAACCAACGCUGCCCAUCCUCGGAGAGAAACUGCACCAGGUUUUUCACGGUGUCCUGGAAAAUCUGAGGAACAUCAUGAAGGGCUACUGUCUGCCGGAGCCUAUUUUUAGCAUCAAGCUGAAGGACUGGGUGCAGAAGCUCCUGGUGACCAUCCGGCACCCAACGCUGCCACUGCUGGAUCUGCAGGAGAUCAUGACCAGCGUGUCGGGCCGCAUCCCCGCCCCCGUGGAGAAGGCUGUCCGCAGGGUGAUGGCCCAGUACGCCAGCAACAUCACCUCGGUGCUGUGCCAGUUCCCCAGCCAGCAGAUAGCCACCAUCCUGGACUGCCAUGCGGCUACCCUGCAGCGGAAGGCCGAUCGGGAGGUCUUCUUCAUGAACACCCAGAGCAUUGUGCAGCUGGUCCAGAAAUACCGCAGUGGGACCCGGGGCUACAUGAAGGCGGUGGUGUUGGAUCUCCUGCGAAGAUAUUUACUGGUUGAGCACCAUUUCCAACAAGCCCACUACGACAAGUGUGUGAUAAACCUCAGGGAGCAGCUGAAACCAGACAUGUCCCAGGUGUGGGACUGCAUCUUCUCCCAUGCGCAGGUGGCCAAGAAGAACCAGCUGGUGAUCAUGUUGAUCGAUGAGCUCUGUGGCCCAGACCCUUCCCUGUCAGAUGAGCUGACCUCCAUCCUCAGCGAGCUCACUCAGCUGAGCAAAAGCAAGCACUGCAAGGUGGCCCUCAGAGCCAGGCAGGUCCUGAUUGCCUCCCACCUCCCCUCCUAUGAGCUGAGGCACAACCAGGUGGAGUCCAUUUUCCUGUCUGCCAUCGACAUGUAUGGCCACCAGUUCUGCCCGGAAAACCUCAAGAAAUUAAUACUCUCAGAAACGACCAUAUUUGACGUCCUGCCCACUUUCUUCUAUCAUACUAACAAAGUCGUCUGCAUGGCAUCCUUGGAGGUUUAUGUGCGGAGGGGCUACAUCGCCUAUGAGUUAACCAGCCUGCAGCACCGGCAGCUCCCGGACGGCACCUGUGUGGUGGAAUUCCAGUUCAUGCUGCCCUCCUCCCACCCAAACCGGAUGGCCGUACCCAUCAGCAUCACCAACCCUGAACUGCUGAGGCACAGCACGGAGCUCUUCAUGGACAGUGGCUUCUCCCCCAAGUCCCAGCGGAUGGGGGCCAUGGUUGCCUUCCAGAGAUUUGAGGAUUUCACCAGGAACUUUGAUGAGGUCAUUUCCUGCUUUGCCAACGUGCCCAAGGACAUCCCUCUCUUCAGCAAGGCCCGUACUUCCCUGUACUCCGAGGAUGACAACAAGAGCCUCCGAGAAGAGCCGAUCCACAUCCUGAACGUGGCCCUCCAGUAUGCAGACUACCUGGAGGAUGAGAAGCUGGUGCCUAUUUUCCGAACAUUCGUUCAGUCCAAGAAAAACAUCCUUGUGGAGUAUGGACUCCGAAGAAUUACAUUCCUGAUUGCUCAAGAGAAAGAAUUUCCCAAGUUUUUCACAUUCAGAGCAAGAGACGAGUUUGCAGAAGAUCGCAUUUACCGUCACUUGGAGCCGGCCCUGGCCUUCCAGCUGGAGCUCAGCCGGUUGCGUAACUUUGACAUAACUGCCAUGCCCUGCGCCAACCACAAGAUGCAUCUGUACCUGGGCGCUGCCAGAGUGAAAGAGGGCGCCGAGGUCACGGACCACAGGUUCUUCAUCCGCGUCAUCAUCAGGCAUUCAGACCUGAUCACCAAGGAAGCCUCCUUCGAGUACCUGCAGAACGAAGGCGAGCGGCUGCUUCUGGAGGCCAUGGACGAGCUGGAGGUGGCGUUUAACAACACCAGCGUGCGCACAGACUGCAAUCACAUCUUCCUCAACUUCGUGCCCACCGUCAUCAUGGACCCCUCCAAGAUUGAGGAGUCAGUGCGGUCCAUGGUGAUGCGCUACGGCAGCCGGUUGUGGAAACUCCGCGUGCUCCAGGCUGAGGUCAAGAUCAACAUCCGCCAGACCACCACCGACCGCGCCGUUCCCAUCCGCCUGUUCAUCACCAACGAGUCAGGCUACUACCUGGACAUCAGCCUCUACAAAGAAGUGACCGACCCCAGAUCUGGAAACAUCAUGUUUCACUCCUUCGGCAACAAACAAGGGCCCCAGCACGGGAUGCUGAUCAAUACUCCCUACGUCACCAAGGAUCUGCUUCAGGCCAAGCGAUUCCAGGCCCAGUCCCUGGGUACCACCUAUGUGUAUGACUUCCCGGAAAUGUUCAGGCAGGCUCUUUUUAAAAUGUGGGGCUCCCCGGACAAGUACCCCAAAGACAUCCUGACAUACGCCGAACUAGUGCUGGACCCGCAGGGCCAGCUGGUGGAGAUGAACCGACUUCCUGGAGGAAAUGAGGUGGGCAUGGUGGCCUUCAAAAUGAGGUUUAAGACCCUUGAGUACCCAGAAGGGCGCGACGUCAUCCUCAUCAGCAAUGACAUCACCUUCCGGAUAGGAUCCUUUGGCCUUGGAGAAGACCUUCUGUACCUGCGGGCGUCCGAGAUGGCCCGGGCAGAGGGCAUCCCCAAAAUCUACCUCGCUGCCAACAGUGGGGCCCGUAUCGGCCUUGCGGAGGAGAUCAAACACAUGUUCCAGGUGGCUUGGGUGGACCCGGAAGACCCCCACAAGGGAAUUAAAUACCUGUACCUGACUCCCCAAGACUACACCACAAUCAGCUCCCUGAACUCCGUCCAUUGUAAACACAUCGAGGAAGAAGGAGAAUCCAGGUAUGUCAUCACGGAUAUCAUUGGGAAGGAGGAUGGCCUGGGCGUAGAGAAUCUGAGGGGCUCAGGCAUGAUUGCUGGGGAGACCUCCCUGGAUUAUGAUGAGAUUGUCACCAUCAGCUUGGUGACCUGCCGAGCCCUUGGGAUCGGGGCCUACCUGGUGAGGCUGGGCCAGCGAGUGAUCCAGGUGGAGAAUUCCCACAUCAUCCUGACAGGGGCAAUGGCUCUCAACAAGGUCCUGGGCAGAGAGGUUUACACAUCCAACAACCAGCUGGGCGGCGUGCAGAUCAUGCAUUACAAUGGUGUCUCCCAUGUCACCGUGCCGGAUGACUUCGAGGGUGUUUGUACCAUCCUGGAGUGGCUGUCCUAUAUGCCAAAGGAUAAUCGCAGCCCAGUCCCAAUCAUCACACCCACUGACCCCAUUGACAGAGAGAUUGAAUUCCAACCAUCUCGCGCGCCCUAUGACCCCCGGUGGUUGCUUGCAGGAAGGCCUCACCCAACCCUGAAGGGAUCCUGGCAGAGUGGAUUCUUCGACCAGGGCAGUUUCAAGGAAAUCAUGGUGCCCUGGGCCCAGACCGUGGUGACGGGACGAGCAAGGCUUGGGGGGAUCCCCGUCGGAGUGAUCGCUGCAGAGACACGGACAGUGGAGUUGGCUGUGCCCGCAGACCCUGCCAACCUGGAUUCCGAGGCCAAGAUAAUCCAGCAGGCAGGCCAGGUGUGGUUCCCAGACUCGGCCUACAAGACAGCCCAGGCCAUCCAGGAUUUCAACCGGGAGAAGUUGCCCCUCAUGAUCUUUGCCAACUGGAGGGGGUUCUCCGGUGGCAUGAAAGACAUGUACGACCAGGUGCUGAAGUUUGGAGCCUACAUCGUGGAUGGCCUCCGGAAGUACAAACAGCCCAUCCUGAUCUACAUCCCGCCCUGCGCGGAGCUCCGGGGAGGCUCCUGGGCAGUCAUGGACACCUCCAUCAACCCGCUGUGCAUAGAAAUAUACGCGGACAGAGAGAGCAGAGCGAGUGUUCUGGAGCCAGAGGGAACAGUGGAGAUUAAGUACCGGAAGAAAGAUCUGGUAAAGACCAUGAGAAGAAUCGACCCAAUUUACAAGAAGCUCAUGGAACAGCUAGGAACGUCUGAGCUCUCCGACAAGGACCGCAAGGAGCUGGAGGGCCAGCUGAAGGCCCGGGAGGACCUGCUGCUGCCCAUCUACCACCAGGUGGCGGUGCAGUUCGCCGACCUCCACGACAAGCCCAGCAGGAUGCUGGAGAAGGGUGCCAUCUCUGACAUCCUGGAUUGGAAGACCGCCCGCACCUUCCUGUACUGGCGCCUGCGCCGCCUGCUGCUGGAGGACCAGGUCAAGCAGGAGGUCCUGCAGGCCUGCAGCAAGCUCAGCCACGUGCAUGUCCAGUCCAUGCUGCGCCGCUGGUUCAUGGAGAUGGAGGGGGCCGUCAAGGCCUACCUAUGGGACAACAACCAGACGGCGGUGCAGUGGCUGGAGCAGCAUUGGCAGGCGGGGGCGGGGCUGCGCUCCACCAUCCGCGAGAACAUAGAGUACUUGAAGCGGGACUCUGUCCUCAAGACCAUCCGAGGCCUGGUUCAAGAAAACCCCGAGGUGGCCGUGGACUCCCUGGUGUACAUAUGCCAGCACCUCAGCCCGGCCGAGCGGGCCCAGAUCAUUCACCUCCUGUCCACCAUGGACAGCCCGGCCUCCACCUGACCCCGGUCCUGCCGGUCACUUGCAGGUCCACGGGCAAGAGAAACCACACUGAUCUGCUGACUGCAGGCCCUCGCCUGCACCUUGGGAGUUUGCUUUUUACAAUUGCUGCAAGGCUGCUGACCCCCGAGUCACUCCUGUUUCAAUAAAAGGCUCAGAAGUGGCCCCUUCCAAGCAGAAAUCACCUCCUCUCCAUUGUUGGGAAGUCUGUUUUUUGUCUCUUAAGACAUUUUGCUGCGUCACUGAAUUGAGUUGAACCCAAACACCCCAGUUUCCAGCUACUUUCUGGUGCCUGCUUUGUGGGAUACAGGUGUUCUUUUUAGGCUCAUUUUAUAUCAGAGCAUGGAAUCUUAUUAUUAUUAUUUUUACUCUGAGACCAGCUCAUGAUGUAAGCAUCUCAUAGCAGCAUAACAAAGAAAGAAAAAUAGAGACAAGACAAGAGAAAACCUAUUUUUGUAAUGAUGCUUAUUCGGAUCCUGGUGAGUCACCCAGGAAAGGGUAUGAAUGAUUUUUUAUUAAGAGUGUAAGAUGGUAUUUUGUUCCCCACGUGGCCCCUAGUAGUGAAUCACUAGCAACGUCCCGUUACCAGGCUUAGUUCUCUCAUUAGCAGAGAAUUGCAUAGCCGUAGGUUCAAGGGCAUUGGGAGACUUCUUUUAUGUGAUUCACAGCCCUCUGCCUGCCCCUUCCCUCCGAGGAGGAGAGGACGAGCCCUCCCAUGUCCCUGAGGGUGCAUGAAGAGGCAUGCAUCCUCCAGCCCAGGUUGGGAGGACAAAGAAGAGAAGGAAAGCCUUCUCCAACCUCGCAGCCCAGCU
Physeter macrocephalus (sperm whale) is the source of this 6363-nucleotide messenger RNA. It is a transcript of the gene ACACB, whose product is annotated as acetyl-CoA carboxylase beta. The transcript is spliced from 40 exons. The record is from RefSeq and is a predicted model, not a curated record. Gene Ontology annotation, molecular function: acetyl-CoA carboxylase activity; ATP binding. The coding region runs from base 326 to 5554 and encodes 1742 amino acids. Gene Ontology annotation, cellular component: mitochondrion. Gene Ontology annotation, biological process: fatty acid biosynthetic process. NCBI's taxonomy places the organism in Eukaryota, Metazoa, Chordata, Mammalia, Artiodactyla, Physeteridae.